Nezara viridula (southern green stink bug) is the source of this 621-nucleotide messenger RNA. Lineage: Eukaryota; Metazoa; Arthropoda; Insecta; Hemiptera; Pentatomidae. The record is from the annotation of a GenBank genome assembly.
AUGAAGAGCUUUUCCAGCUCCAGAUAUUGCGGUACAAAAAUAUUUUCUCCAAAGGGCGGAGGGUGGGGGAAGAGGAAACCCUACUUUGAAAGGAGAGAUAGGACAGGCCGAGGAGGGCUAAUGAACUACAAUCAAGACAGCAGCCAUGGAGCUACUUCAAAGCCUCCGUCAGUCAGCUGUCUCUCCACUAAUAGCGUCUCCUGUCUCUACCACCAAGGAUUCCGCUCUAGUUCACAAGGCCAGGUCAACUCAGCAGUGGCUGCAAAAGAACAUUCCAGAGUUCAUUUCUACCUCGGAUUGACCCCAAGGAAACACUGAUCUCAACCCACUAGAUUAUCGGCUUUGGUCCGAACUGGAGAGGAUGGCAUGCCGCAGUGCACACCCUGUCUUGGAAAGCCUCAAACAAUCUCUGGUCCGAGGAGUUGAGCUCUUUCCUCAAGAAGUGCUGCGUGCUGCAAUUGAUUAACUGCCUGUGUCAAGACAAAAGGAGCACAUUGUGAGUAAUUUUUUUUUUUUUACUCUAUAGAUAUACAUUUUAUUUUCUAAUAAAUGUAUGUAAAAGUUUUUGGAAAAAUGAUUUUUCUGCUGAAAUUUGUAUAUAUUUCCUUGUAACAAUAUUUA